This is a messenger RNA of Cuscuta epithymum, 661 nucleotides long. The record is from the annotation of a GenBank genome assembly. Lineage: Eukaryota; Viridiplantae; Streptophyta; Magnoliopsida; Solanales; Convolvulaceae.
UAUAAAAGGGAAGGCAAAGAAAACUCCCAACUCUUCUCACAUCAAAACACAUUCUCCAACAAUAGCUAGGAUGGAAACCAAGAAAGCCCAUCUCGCUCUCCUCAUCCUCCUCCUCUCCAACAUGGCUCUUUCGCUGGUGGUGGAUGCCUCCACUUACAUGGACGCCAUGCCAUUCCCCGCCUCAAGCGGUGGCGGCCUCAUUGAGGACAACGAGGAGAUGCUGAUGGAGUCGGAGUCUUCAAGGAGGGUUCUGUCGCAGAGCAGAUACAUUAGUUACGCCGCCAUGAAUAAGGACAGCAUCCCUUGCAACCGCCGCGGCCCUUCCUACUACAACUGCCAAAAGCACGCUCCCGUCCGCCCCUACACCCGGGGAUGCAGCAAGUUCACCCGAUGCGGCGGACGAUACAAUUAAUUAUUGCAUGUUAUGUUUAUCAUCAAAUAAUCUCUACAAAUAUAUACGCAAGAUUGAAAGUAAAUGAUUUCAAUACAUUAUUCCCAACAUUGUUUUCUUUAUAUGUUAUUUAAUUUGUGUCGUAUUUUUGUAUUCCCUAUUCGAUCAAUAUGAUUUGGAUAUAAAAUCCUCUUUCUGUACGUUAUCUUUGCCAUGAUAAUAUUGUGGCAGUAUUACACUAAUAUUACAAUGUCAAAAUGAGAAUUGAAA